AUGGUCCAGGGCCAUGACUUCUCCGUCCCGUGGGAACUUAAUCUUCCAGAAGCUGCUGUAAAUAGAUUGCAGACUGUCGGAUUAAGGUUCUGUGGAGUUGCAGAUCAGGCCCUUCCCAGAUUGAGAGGUGCCCUUCCUGCUGAUAAACCUGCACGCAAGGCCCUUGACGAAUUAGCAGAUCUAUUUAGCUAUUUACGAGUUUGGAAGAUUAACAAACAUGUAUUCAUAGAUGCUCUUAUGCCACCAACAGAGAGUUACCACCGGGAUUUGUUUUUUCAGAUAUAUUUGAGGAAGGAGAACAAUGCUGGACCACUUAUGGAAGGAACAUUACUUGCUGUUGGUGGUCGUUAUGACUAUUUGCUGCAUCAUAUGUGGGAUUCUCAAUAUGUAGGGGGCGCUGGCAUGGGGAAGGGAGGGGUUGUUUUAAGGAGGGUAAGGACGGGAUAUUGUUAA
Ilex paraguariensis (yerba mate) is the source of this 453-nucleotide messenger RNA. Lineage: Eukaryota; Viridiplantae; Streptophyta; Magnoliopsida; Aquifoliales; Aquifoliaceae. The record is from the annotation of a GenBank genome assembly.